CUAACUACCUCCUUACCUAACCUAAUAAUAGCCUCAUCGCCUGCCGCCAGAAACCUUAGUUAACUAGUUAGUUACUGAGUUACUAAAUUUAGGGUGCCUAUUCACAGACUUGGCUAGUGAUCCAGCACGCGCCGCCUAUAAAAAGAAUGUUUCUCAAAGUCCAAUCAUCUUUUCCUUCAUAAGGUAAAAUCAUGGGCAAGCCGAAACCACAAUAAGUUCGCCUACGUUGAAUAUUCGGUCAAUAGAAGGCUUUCAUAAAUGGAUGGACUGCUGUCCAAUAUGAUAACUAACUAGUUAACCAACGACGCCCUCCGCGCACUCGCCUGUUUGGCUUAGCAGUUUGGCAACUGCUCAGCUGCAAGGUGGCCAUAAAUAAUGCACCUUAGCGCCAUGAAAUCAUGUCCCUAACUCGCAGCUGAACUGCAGCUGGUUGAAGCAGGGGUGCGAACGUUCCGGGUUGAAUUAUCAUCCACUCUCCAGAGGAUUGGGGUCCAUGUCACAAAGACCAUGCAGAUUGUCUCCAUCUUGGCGCUUAUACCUCGUCGUUAAAGUACUACGUUCUUUUGAAUCGAGCUACUUAAACGAUGAUUAAUUCCAACCCCCGAUGAUGAAGGCAUUGUCAGCUCAGAUCGUUUUCCAAUCGACUGACGUGCCCAAAAUUCGAUUGCUGUUUAUUCUUGUCAUUUGGUUGAAACUCUCUUUCUAUUACCCCUACAAUUAUUCUCCUUGUGCUCACUCAGGAAACAAACCAAGACUAUGUCCAGGUCCAACGACAUAGUUGAGUUUCCUCGCUCUGCUGUUGCGUGGAGAGAACUUGCCUCCAAGUCUCACGUGAAAGAUGAGAGCAUUCACAGCAAGACUUGCGACUCAGCAUCAAAGAUAUCCAAAGAGCAGUAUCUCCUACUCAGGAGUUAUUGGGUUGAAGUGAAGCGUAAGGCGACCAAGGCAGAGGACUGGGGCAUCAAUACUGUUGACGAAGCAAGCGGGUGGUUAGAUAAAUUCGAUGACUGGCAGGCAUAUCUCAACAACCUAGGCUCGCAACCUAUUAUGCUGAUCCCACGACUCGGCUCAUUCUCAUAUGUAUAUAUGACCUUAUGCCAGGUGAUCAGGCUGCCGGAAGAAUAUACGGAAGAGGAGGAGGACAAAAACGUCAAUUUCAGCCCAAUCGCAUCCCGUCUUCGAUCAUCCGACUACAAAGUAUUUCUUGAGAGUCCGACAAAAGCGGCUGCGGAGAGGAAAGGGUUGGACCAGUCUAUGGGUACCAAUAAAUUUGCACAAAUGUUACAGCAACUAAGCAUCAAAGAAGGCGCCGGUGACAACAGCUCGGACGAGGAUAUAAAGGGUAAAGGGAACGCGAAAGAUGAUCAGAACGAAUCGGCGUCUAAUGCUGGUAGCGAUAGCACUCAGGCACACUCCUGGGUACAGAUGAGCCCUAACUCCUUCCGCAAGGCAUUCCCAAGAGUGGAGGACGAGCAAAUAGUCAACGGAUUCUUGAUUGCCUUCCUUGCUGCACUUUGUAUGCACCACCCGGAUGUGAAACUCGAGUGGUCUCCUGUCAGGAAGGGUUUCAAAUUUGGCAGAUCUAGUGAUACUGCUGGUGAAACGAAGGCAUUCCUCUUCGAAGCAAGGACUGAUGGCCAUCUAUCCGAACCUGUGCUGAGAAAGACGGACAUACGAUCUACAGUGAUCGUCGAGGUCAAACCAACUCUUCGGGGUUAUAACAACCGUGUCAUUUAUCAAGCCACUGCCCAAAUGGCGGCUUGGAUAUAUGAGGAGCCAGAUGAGCCCGGAAGCCAGGAGCCAUAUCGGCGCGCAAUGAUUCUGCAGGAACGCCAGCAAAUCAGGCUUGUCGUGGCCAAGUAUGACCGUAAUUAUAUAAAUUACCUCAAAAAUACUGCGAAUGCAGCGGCCACCAUGUCCCUAUUGGAGAUGCACGAGGUACGAGUGUGGGACAUUGGGGAGAGAGAUGAAAUGAAAGAAUUUGGAAAUAUCCUUCUCGCGCUCGUCCUCCAGGGCGGCAAGCUCCUAUAUUAGGCCCUUUAAGCUGCUUAUUUGCUAUGCACAACUGGUUAUCCCAAACGGUUAGUUAUCUCUCGGUUUGUAUCAUUGAAAAAUGCGCUGACAGCCUGUGCAGACCUUGAUCGACAACUUGGUAUUCCCCGUGAAUUUGCAGCAGUCGAUGUACUCAGUAGCCCCUACAGGACUUCUGGUGGCGGUUGCCCUUUCCUGUCAAAAAUUCAAUCCUUGGAAGCCGUUUGUUUCUUCAGGGAGUUCAAAUUCAUAUUCACAAACUCUAUAUAUUUUCCUCGUUGCUUUGUCUUUUCCUAUUACCGUCUAUAUAGCCUUAAGAAAAUCCCUUGGCCUUUAAACAGGCCUGAAAUGUAUCGCGCAUAUUUCAUUCUUACUAGCGAGAUUACAUCUCCCUUGCCUCCUUCUCCCAAAAUCUCAAAUACGUGUAGAAAACUAACUCGUGCAAUAAGAGAGAAGAGCUAGAGAAUAGGGCUUCGACUAAAGGAAAUGUGACGCCGCAAAAUUCGAUGUGAAUACUUCAUUGCAUUAAGGCAUCAGUUUCAGUAUCCCUAGUGUUUGUCGCCUCAUCUAAGACCAGGAUAUCAGGGAGUGUAAUCAUGGCUCGUGCAAAAGAAGUGCAACUGCUUCUCGCCUUAGCUUAGGUUUUAGCCUUCGCGUGAAAUAAGGGAAUGAAGAUUCUGAAACGCAGAAGUACGCUCUGCUGGGGCAGAGUAGAUCAGUUACAGAGCUUGUUUGAAGCACGGAAUCGGGAUAAUGGUCAAAAAGAUAUGAAUUAGAACCGGUAGGCCCUGAGGAUAGUAUGGGGUAGUUAGGGGGUAUUAUAGUUAAGCGACUGCGCAGGUCAUGCGGUUUAAUGUGUGAACUAUCCACACCAUCAAUCUCGAUUGCAUCCUUCUUUGCUGCGAGGAACCUGAACAAUGCAAGAGUGAGGGAUAAUUUGCCAUUUCCAGUUCGUCCGCCUAUUCCAACACGCUCGCAGGAGCAUGUAUAAUUGAUGCCUUUCAAGAUCGCCGAUUGAGCCAGGAGUAUAUCCUACUUCAGCGUUCGUGGCUUGGAGCCUUUGCAUUUCAGUCUUCUGGGAGAAUCACCGCUUGGAUACCUCUCGAGAGCGAAGCAGGUUUAUUGAGCAUCUCCAGCUUGGCCGUUCUGAUACGCAAACGGCCCUUUGUUGCAAGAAAGCACCUCCAAUGGUGAGAGCCAGAGCGAAGCCUAGCUGGUCAUACCGAGCAAUUUGGAAAACAAGAGAAACAAGCUG
Trichophyton rubrum CBS 118892 is the source of this 3286-nucleotide messenger RNA. RefSeq lists its product as uncharacterized. NCBI's taxonomy places the organism in Eukaryota, Fungi, Ascomycota, Eurotiomycetes, Onygenales, Arthrodermataceae. The record is from RefSeq and is a predicted model, not a curated record. Bases 757 to 2034 code for a protein of 425 amino acids. The transcript is spliced from 2 exons.